This is a messenger RNA of Mya arenaria, 2586 nucleotides long. RefSeq names its product kinesin-like protein KIF28P. Gene Ontology annotation, molecular function: microtubule motor activity; microtubule binding; ATP binding. Gene Ontology annotation, biological process: microtubule-based movement. Bases 1 to 2586 code for a protein of 861 amino acids. The transcript is spliced from 21 exons. Lineage: Eukaryota; Metazoa; Mollusca; Bivalvia; Myida; Myidae. Gene Ontology annotation, cellular component: kinesin complex; microtubule. The record is from RefSeq and is a predicted model, not a curated record.
AUGAGUAAGCUGGAAAAUAUCAAGGUUGCAGUGAGGAACCAACGAGAGUUGACGAAAGAGUGCAAGAAGAUCGUGUCUGUGGUCGAAAGGAGCACGUACCUCUUAGAUCCGACCAACCCGCACGUCCCCGCCCGACAGUUCACGUUUGACUACUCCUACUGGUCACAUGACAGCUACAGCGAGAACUCGGAGGGAAAAUUUGUGGCCGAAAAUGACUCAAUAUAUAUUGAUCAGGAGCGUGUGUUCAGUGACCUGUGUGCGGGAUUACUGGACGCCGCCUGGGUCGGCUAUAACUGUACACUCUUCGCAUACGGACAGACGGGCAGCGGCAAGACAUACACCAUGAUGGGAUACGGACAAAACAAAGGGCUGAUACCAAUGGUCUCCGAAUCGUUGUUUCAUGAUAUCCAAGAGAAGGGACAAAAGGCAGGGGUUAUUUAUAAGUUGUCGUUCAGCAUGUUCGAAGUGUACAAUGAGCGAGUGUUUGACCUGCUCAACCGACAGGCCUCACCCCAGCAGGGCCUUCCCGUCAGAACACACCACAAGCACGGCUUCUUCGUUGAGGGUCUGAUGGAGGUUCCGGUGUCGUGCUCUGGCGACCUGGACCACUACAUCGCCGAGUGUAACCGCAGCAGAACACUCGCCGUCACCAACAUGAACGAAACCAGCAGCCGUGCUCAUACAGUGGUCACUCUGACCUUUGUACAAAACUACUUGAAGGAAAACAAGACAAAGGCGUCUAAGAUCAACAUGGUGGACCUCGCGGGAAGGUCUGUUAUCUUUGUGCUCUUUCACAAGGCAGAGUUGACCAAGGACCAAAUUGCGACACUUAGUCCUUCAGACCAGGACUUUGACCAAACAAUGUCGACACUACGCUAUGCUGACCGCGUGAAGUCGAUCAGGAACGAGGCUCGGGUGAAUAUUUCGGCGACGGACCGCCUCAUCCGAGAACUUCUAGUGGAGAAGGAGGCCUUGUUGUCAAAAUUAGGGAAUAACAUGCGGGCAGCACCGGGGUACUCCAAACAAGGUGACAUGCUGUAUGUUUAUGUUGAGAUCAUUAUCAUCCGGCAGAUUAAAGGCGAGCUGUUGGACAUGGAGGAUGCAUGGACAAGGCGUAUAAAGGAAACACAUAAACUCAUUGAGUUAGAGGUAGCUGCAGAGCGUCGUAGUGAGCGUGAGCGGGCGGACGUUCCCCACAUAUGGAAUUUGAACGAGGAUCCGGUCCUCAACAGGCGCGUGUACCACUUAUUCAGCCAGGGGGUGGAAAGUACCAUUGGUAAUGCUCGAGCAGUAAACCCUCAAGUAAUUGAAUUGCAUGGACCAAGACUAUGUUUCGGGUCGAGCCUGCUGUACGUGUUUCACCACCCCGUGGAGGAGAGAGCAUUGAUACACCAGAGAAGGAAGAUACAGACUGUCACGUUUGACCUGGCCAAAGAAGAGAUACGCACGAAAACGGAACUCACUGCAGAGGCACAGGCUUGGCUUCGGGAAGAGCUAUCGGAUGUCCGUGCACUGACAGGGGAAGCUAACGCCAUGGCGGCAGAGCUUGGACGAGGGGUCAGAUUUGACCCUACCAUUGUCCCUGCCAUUGUACUCGGGGAUACAAACAAAUGUUCUCAGAUUUACAUCCGGGUGUUGUCUGGGGAGGGCGGCGAGUUCCUCUGGAACCGGGAGCAUUUUAUCGAGCGGCUGGACCUGAUGAUGGCAAUGUACCAGCGCUAUGAAGCGGGUGAAGCAGACUGGGAGCCAUCUACGAAGACGCAAGAUCCGUUCUGGGAGCCCCUUGAGACGCCGACUCUGGUGGGGGUGGUGUACGUGCCACUAGAGGCGCUCUGCUAUUUGCUGGACCUUGGUGAACAGCGCCUUGGGCUGUAUGACAUUGCUGGCCGCCAGCUGGGUGCUCUUUCCCUCUCACUCAUGCCUUGUGACGCCACAGGCCAGGAUUGCCUGGAUACACUCGCUGUAGACAAUCCUGAUGAUCUGACGUGGUGUCACUAUCUGUUCUACAAUGAGAAAACUAGACGUUACACGGACGAAGUGGCGGGAGCAGUACCAACGUUCGGCUAUAAACAAAUGCACGAGAUUACCAACAUUGACCAAACGGCGUUAGAUUACUUGCAAUCCAAGUCGCUAAUGAUAGAGAUCCACGGACGCCAAGCAAGCAGCCUGUCCAAACGGCGAGGCAGCUCCAUAGACGCAUACACCCUCGCAGACCAGCGGCGGAUCAGCAUAUUUACCACGAGCUCAGAUGCUGCUUUCUUGGGUCUAGACAGGAUCUCUUCCGCGGGAGGUAACUCCACUAGCAUUGCCACGUCUGCCCGGGCUUCGUCCGGAAGUAUCAUUGUUGAGACCGAUGAGACGGACUGCGACAGCGAUAAGGAGUCAGACGUGACGUCACUGGAGGCGUGCUCCGGCGAUGAACAGAGAACUGGUGCUGUUCUUCCAGAUAUCGUUCAGACCGGCGCUUCCUCCCUGUCUGUGACUCGAACAGGGCUUGAACUCGUUCGAAAAGGUAUUUCUUCGUUCAUGGAGGACUUUAUAAAACAUCAUAGUGACGAAAUUGACAACUGUCUCCAACAGCAAUAG